AUCCUCUUCAAACAUCAAAAACCACCUGAUCAGUGUCACAUGAUGCAUCCCAUCAACUUCGACCAUGUCUUCUCUUGCCCACCAGGUGCUGGUGAACCUCGUGCACUACAACAACUGGACAUCAGUGGAGUCGCACACGCUCCUGCUGGAGCUCACCAUCUUGUGCGGUGUUCCUCCGGCCACCCAGACUCCGGACUCCCUUGGCCUUGAGUGGGUGAUUCCCAGGUCCAUCAAGCAGGACCCCAACAUCUCUGCCCACGAAAUCAAUGGCUGGUUCCAGCAAAUCACCCAGCUCAGUUCCUCCAAAAGGCCUACCAGAAUCACUAUUGCCAUUGUCAACGAUGACGGCACCAUCGUUUACUACUUUAUCCACGACGGAGUGGUUAAGCCAAGACAGAACUAG
This is a messenger RNA of Suhomyces tanzawaensis NRRL Y-17324, 403 nucleotides long. RefSeq names its product Sen15p (gene SEN15). Bases 65 to 403 code for a protein of 112 amino acids. Gene Ontology annotation, biological process: tRNA-type intron splice site recognition and cleavage; tRNA splicing, via endonucleolytic cleavage and ligation. The record is from RefSeq and is a predicted model, not a curated record. Gene Ontology annotation, molecular function: nucleic acid binding. The transcript has a single exon. NCBI's taxonomy places the organism in Eukaryota, Fungi, Ascomycota, Pichiomycetes, Serinales, Debaryomycetaceae. Gene Ontology annotation, cellular component: tRNA-intron endonuclease complex.